Molecule: messenger RNA, 1378 nt
Organism: Poecilia reticulata (guppy)
Lineage: Eukaryota; Metazoa; Chordata; Actinopteri; Cyprinodontiformes; Poeciliidae
Gene: ap5s1
Product: adaptor related protein complex 5 subunit sigma 1
Biological process (GO): double-strand break repair via homologous recombination; endosomal transport
Cellular component (GO): cytosol; AP-type membrane coat adaptor complex; lysosome
Source: RefSeq, a predicted model, not a curated record
CAAGUGAUCACCUGACCAACGCGGAAGUAAAGAUCCCGAGGAUGCAAAGUGGCUCUUUGAAAUGGUUCCUAGGAUCCGAGCGGUGUUUCAGAGGGUUCUGAAAGACGUUUUAGUAAAAUGGUGCGGUGCUUCCUCAUCCACACCGUGUGCCCAGUCGGCGCUUUGACCGCCGGGGAAAGUCGGGUGCUUUACUCCCGGCUCUUCGGUCCAGACGAGGCGGUUCUGUCCAAACAACAACGCGAGUUCACCCCGGAGGAGAGGAGACUCCUGCAGAAGGAGAAGGUUUCUGUGGUGGCCAGGCGGGUCCGAAGUGCCGUCUCCCUGUCGCGGGAGGCUAGUGGUCGGCAGCUGGUGGACGCGGUGCCGGGCGACGAGGCUUUGGUCCUGCAGGACGCAGACAGCGGGGUGGUGCGUCUGAGAGCGGGCGAACCUUUCUCUGAGGAAAUGAGCGUUCUGUGGCUGGGGGUCCAGAGCCUGGGCUUCACGCUGGUCUGUGAGCCUCACGACAACCUGCUGCUGGCCGAGGGCGUCUUAAGAAACCUGACCAGGCACUGUCUGGACAACCUGCACAUGCUGGGGCAAGGCAGCGAGGUCCUGCUGAAGAGCAGCCGGAUCGACGUACUGCUCAGCCGCCUGCUUCCUCACGGCCAGCUCCUCUUCCUCAACCAUCGCUUCACUCAGAGUCUGGAGAAGGAGGCGGCGUCUUCCAUGGCCAAAUGAGGCCAACAGCUGCAUCACCUCCACCUGCCAGCUGGAGCUCGAUAACCGAUAACCAAGACUUAGCACCAGAGUUUACUUUUGGUAACGUGUGUGUGUGUGUGUGUGUGUGUGUGUGUGUUUGAGAAGCGGGCCAGCUGUCUCUCUGCUGCUGUUAGAGAGUGGUAGACGUGUAAACACAGGUUGAGGAUCAUCUCCCUCCGUCACCUUCACUGGCCACUUCACUGUGUGGGAGGCUUCGCUUUCUAUCCUGUUUGUCAAAUUCAAGAGCGGAAAAGUUAAAAAAAUAAAAAAUAAAUAAAAAUGGUGGUAUCUUAAGUGCAGCUGAGUGAAGACUGGAUUCACCAAACUCAAUGUGUCAUGAUGUGGCCAGUAGGGGGAGCUGGUUUCCUGCUUCCUGCUGAGGGAGAAGAAGAAAGUUGACCAGUUGGUGUGUUUGAGUCGUGUGAUGAUAAUAAGUAAAAAUAUUGCGCAUGCUGUACUAUAAUCAGUACAGAACAGAAAAUGUGCUGCUUGAGUUUUUGUUGAACUGACACUGUAGGUCUGAAAAAUCCAACUUUAMUAAUGAGACAUUCUUUCUAUGCCAACAUCAUUUCAAAAGUGUAAAUGGUCUCGUUUUCUUGUAUCUAAAAUAAAAUCUUUGUCUUGUAUUUACUGUGAA